Punctularia strigosozonata HHB-11173 SS5 is the source of this 887-nucleotide messenger RNA. RefSeq lists its product as uncharacterized. Gene Ontology annotation, cellular component: Mon1-Ccz1 complex; intracellular membrane-bounded organelle. Gene Ontology annotation, biological process: vesicle-mediated transport. The transcript is spliced from 5 exons. The record is from RefSeq and is a predicted model, not a curated record. The coding region runs from base 1 to 711 and encodes 236 amino acids. NCBI's taxonomy places the organism in Eukaryota, Fungi, Basidiomycota, Agaricomycetes, Corticiales, Punctulariaceae.
AUGUUGAAGUCGCUGUACAAUCCUUCUAGUCCGUACUCCGCGCCCAUGAACCAGCUAGACAACAGCCCUGCGUGUUUGUCCUAUCUCACAAUAUACAAUCCGUCGCUCAAGUCUCUGGAGCCCGGAGAUGAGGAUGCACAGGAGCAAGCCCACAUCGUCUUCUAUACGUCCCGCGAUGGGGCUGUAUCUCGCGACAAGCUCUUACGGCAGGUCGGACUCGCAAAAGCUCUUGUUAGUUUCGCCCAUGCAUUCGGUGCCCAUGCUCCAGCGAUCGAAGUGCACUCGCAAAGGCGCCGCAUGGUGACGAUCUCCCCUGAACCUGGAUUCUGGAUUCAUGCCUGUCUUGAGUUGAGGAAGACGACGCGGCCCGCGGUGGAAUGCAAGCAACCGAAAUCCGGAGGCAAAGUACAAGACAAAUCUCAGGAACCUGCGGCACAAGCUGUAGUCGAAUACGAUGAAAGCUCGGUCAGCGAUGUCGCUGUCCAGACGCAGCUACAGAACGGCUACGAGGAAUUCAAGAUCCGCCAUGGCUCCUUCACGUCCAUCCUGGGUGCACUUGGGAAGGAAGCACUCGCUUUACAGUUAGAGCGCUUUUUCACCGUUUGGGCUGGGCAUUGGGACGUUGAAGCCGCGGCUGACUUCGUGGAUGACCGAUUGCCUGUAGGAGCCACUGUAGGCGCCAGUAGGCAUCGGAGCAGGCACUCCCCGUAGCCUCGUUGCAUAACUUCGGCAGCACAGAUCACGUUUAGUAUACUAGAUAGUGCAACUUAUUAAUCUCUCUCCUGUGAUGGACCGGUAUUGUGUAAGGACGAGGAAGUAGCUGAUAGACACAGGAGGAGAGACUGUAUACCGGCUCUUGUCACAUUGGAUUGAAGCAGUUGGUUAAC